Myotis brandtii (Brandt's bat) is the source of this 2411-nucleotide messenger RNA. RefSeq names its product ATP-binding cassette, sub-family G (WHITE), member 8 (gene ABCG8). The transcript is spliced from 13 exons. Gene Ontology annotation, cellular component: plasma membrane. The coding region runs from base 90 to 2093 and encodes 667 amino acids. Gene Ontology annotation, molecular function: ATP binding; ABC-type transporter activity; ATP hydrolysis activity. The record is from RefSeq and is a predicted model, not a curated record. NCBI's taxonomy places the organism in Eukaryota, Metazoa, Chordata, Mammalia, Chiroptera, Vespertilionidae. Gene Ontology annotation, biological process: cholesterol homeostasis.
UCCGGGACAGAGAGAAAACACUGGCGCUGGCAGGUGGCAGCUAAGGGCCAAAGCAUUCGCAGCAAGGGACGCCGACGCUGCCGGGCCCCAUGGCUCAGACGGCCCCAGAGAACAGAGGGCUGCAGACCAGGGCUGCUCCCCAGGAUGCCUCGGGCCUGCAGGACAGCUUGUUCUCCUCGGAAAGUGACAACAGCCUGUACUUCACCUACAGUGGCCCGUCCAACACCUUGGAGGUCCAGGGCCUCAGCUACCAGGUGGACGCGGCCUCCCAGGUGCCUUGGUUUGAGCAGCUGGCUCAGUUUAAGAUGCCUUGGGCCUCUCACAAGGACUCUUGUGAGCUGGGCAUCCAGAACCUGAGCUUCAAAGUGAGGAGUGGGCAGAUGCUGGCCAUCAUAGGGAGCUCAGGUUGUGGGAGAGCCUCUUUGCUGGACGUGAUCACUGGGCGAGGCCACGGUGGCAAAAUUAAGUCAGGUCAAAUCUGGAUCAACGGGCAGCCCAGCACGCCCCAGCUGGUGAGGAAGUCUGUGGCCCACGUGCGCCAGCACGACCAGCUGCUCCCCAACCUGACUGUCCGCGAGACCUUGGCUUUCGUGGCCCAGCUGCGCCUGCCCAGAACCUUCUCCCAGGCCCAGCGUGAUAAAAGGGUGGACGACGUGAUCGCGGAGCUGCGGCUGCGGCAGUGCGCCAACACGCGCGUGGGGAACACCUACGUGCGGGGGGUGUCGGGGGGCGAGCGGCGGAGAGUCAGCAUCGGGGUGCAGCUUCUGUGGAACCCAGGAAUCCUCAUUCUGGAUGAGCCCACCUCGGGGCUCGACAGCUUCACGGCCCACAACCUGGUGAAGACCCUGUCCCGGCUGGCCAAGGGCAACAGGCUGGUGCUCAUCUCCCUGCACCAGCCGCGCUCCGACAUCUUCCGGCUGUUCGACCUGGUCCUCCUGAUGGCGUCGGGCAUCACCAUCUACCUGGGGGCGGCCCAGCACAUGGUCCAGUACUUCACCGCCAUUGGCCACCCCUGUCCUCGCUACAGCAACCCCGCUGACUUCUACGUGGACCUGACCAGCAUAGACAGGCAGAGCGGAGAGCGGGAAGUGGCCACCAGGGAGAAGGCCCGGUCCCUUGCAGCCUUGUUUCAGGAAAAAGUGCGUGACUUCGAUGACUGUCUGUGGAGAGCGGAGGCCAGGGACUCUGGUUCCAAGAGCCUGGUCCUCCCACAUGACCCCGACCACCUCUCGACGCCCACCCAGCUGCCCGGCCCCGUGCAGCAGUUUACCACGCUGAUCCGGCGUCAGAUUGCCAACGACUUCCGAGACCUACCAACCCUCCUCAUCCAUGGGGCGGAGGCCUGCCUGAUGUCCCUGGUCAUCGGAUUCCUCUAUUACGGCCAUGGGACCAUCAAACUCUCCUUCAUGGACACGGCAGCCCUCUUGUUCAUGAUCGGAGCUCUCAUCCCUUUCAACGUGGUCCUGGAUGUCAUUGCCAAAUGUCACUCGGAGAGGGCGAUGCUUUACUACGAGCUGGAGGACGGGCUGUACACUGCCGGCCCCUAUUUCUUUGCCAAGAUCCUCGGGGAGCUCCCGGAGCACUGUGUCUACAUCCUCAUCUAUGGGAUGCCCACCUACUGGCUGGCCAACCUGCGCCCGAGCCCCGAGCCCUUCCUGCUGCACUUCCUGCUGGUGUGGCUGGUGGUGUUCUGCUGCCGGCUCAUGGCCCUGUGCGCCGCCGCCCUGCUCCCCACCUUCCACAUGUCCUCCUUCUUCGGCAACGCUCUCUACAACUCCUUCUACCUGACCGGGGGCUUCAUGAUCAGCUUGAGCAACCUGUGGACAGUGCCCGCCUGGAUCUCCAACGUGUCCUUCCUCCGAUGGUGUUUUGAAGGGCUGAUGCAGAUUCAUUUUAAAGGGCAAACUUACCACUUGGUAGUCGGCAACCUCACCUUCCCUAUCCCGGGAGACAAAAUCCUCAGCAAUAUGCACCUGAACUCGUACCCACUCUACGCCAUCUACUUCAUCCUCAUCGGCAUCAGUGGUGGCUUCGUGGCCCUGUACUAUGUGUCCUUAAAGUUCAUCAAACAGAAAUCAAGUCAAGACUGGUGAUUCACGCCCAGACUCCUGCCCACUGGUGAGGGACUCGAGCAGACCUUUCCACUGCACUCCCUUCCGCCCAAGAGCCCCGGCGGGGUAUACAAGGAGGACAGUGAGCACAGCUGCUCAGUGACAUCUGGCCACGGUGCUGCAGUGGCACAAGCUGGCCACAGGAUGGCAGCAGAAUAAAGACAGUCAAAAGGGAUUUCUAAUCACUGGCCAGAGCCUAAGAUUACUGGGAGCAUGAAAACCAUACUUGAGACACCUACAAUGUUGCUCAUUUAUUUCCUUUUGAUAUGUAUUUAUAUAGGCAACUCAAUACAGGAUGGG